Heterobasidion irregulare TC 32-1 is the source of this 1026-nucleotide messenger RNA. RefSeq lists its product as uncharacterized. Lineage: Eukaryota; Fungi; Basidiomycota; Agaricomycetes; Russulales; Bondarzewiaceae. The record is from RefSeq and is a predicted model, not a curated record. The transcript has 7 exons. The coding region runs from base 1 to 894 and encodes 297 amino acids.
AUGACCCGCUUCUCCUUUCCACGGUUCCGAAAAAACAGAGUAUACGCACUCUACAACCGGAAUAAGAUCAUUCUCGGCCUACUUUCUACCAUCCUGCUCGCCCAGACCAUCACAGGCAUAUGGCAGUAUACUAUCCCGGGGGGGACACCCGCGCCGCUUCCACUUGACAACUAUGAAUUCCACUUUUGCAUCUAUCUCCCGCCGAAAAGGAUCGGUCGGGUAUCGACCGUAUAUGUGUUCAUGGAACUCGGUUACGACUCCCUUAUCUUCGUUCUCACGAUCGCACGCACGGUCUACAUGCAUUGGAAGCACCAGCGUAGUGGUCCAAGCAGGCGCACACUGAUGGACAAGCUCAUUCGUGACGGCGCGGCAUAUUUCGCCGCCAUUUUCUCGAUGAAUUUGAGUUGGGUCAUCAUGAUCAUGUAUGCUCCUACCGGCCUUCGAGCGAUCUCCUCCGUCCCCUCAGCAUGCAUCACGACCGUGAUGAUCUCGCGCAUCACGCUCAACCUCCGCGUCACCGUCUACGGGCCAGCACAGCUCGACGAGCGUACCAUGCCGCGCAAAGGCGCUGCCCGUGACAUCCCGCUGACGCCUCUCCGAUCCCCGCGUUCUCGGCGCUUCGACCCUGCCGAGUCAGCGACGCAGGGCCUUACGGUGCACGUGCUCACGGAGAUCGAGGACGACUCGUACGGAGCACACGGGUGGUCGCAUGGGGAGGCAGACACGGACGCUGCGUUUGCGCUGAACUCAUUUGGACAGGGUGGCGGUGUCGGGGACGUGGGUCGAAGUAACUUGAGUCAUGCUGGAUCGGCCGCGAGUGCGAAAGCAAAUGCGGUUGCUUGGAAUCAGCAGGACAGUGUCGAGUCGGAUACUGUGGUCGGGAAUGCGGUUUGAAGCGAUGCCCUGUACGGUCGAGUUACGAGUAGUACAAGUCCGUUGUCAUUAUUCUCCUUGUGGUAUAGAUAUACAUACAUCUUAGGUACAACGUUAUACUGUAGCAGCUCUAUUGGAAUUUUUCGGAGGAUC